Molecule: messenger RNA, 3288 nt
Organism: Hypoxylon fragiforme
Lineage: Eukaryota; Fungi; Ascomycota; Sordariomycetes; Xylariales; Hypoxylaceae
Product: potassium/sodium eff
Exons: 5
Coding region: 1-3288 (1095 amino acids)
Biological process (GO): intracellular calcium ion homeostasis; calcium ion transmembrane transport
Cellular component (GO): plasma membrane
Molecular function (GO): P-type calcium transporter activity; ATP binding; ATP hydrolysis activity
Source: RefSeq, a predicted model, not a curated record
AUGGCUGGCCAAUUUGAGCGCCACCCGUUCUUGUUGACUACUCAAGAUGUCGCCAACGCGUUGGAGACAGACCUCGAAAGAGGCCUGUCCUCGGCGCAAGUUACCGAGUUCCAGGAGAAGUACCCCCCUAAUGAACUAGAUGUCGGUGGCGCUAUCCCCUGGUACAAAAUAUUCCUCAAGCAAUUGUUCAAUGCCAUGAUAUUGGUCUUGUUCUUUGCCAUGGCUUUGAGCUUUGCUGUGAACGAUUGGGUUGAAGGGGCCGUUCUGCUUGCUGUCAUUAUCCUCAACGUGUCAAUUGGGUUCUACCAAGAGUACGGUGCCGAGAAGAAGAUGGAUGCUCUCCGAGCUCUAUCCGCUCCUAGUGCCAUGGUGCUGCGUGAUGGUCGAACCCAGGUUAUCCCGAAUGCUGAAGUUGUGCCAGGCGAUGUUGUCAUUCUGAAAAUGGGUGACACAGUCCCUGCCGACGUUCGCCUUUUUGAGGCCAUGAAUUUGGCCGCAGAUGAGCAGUCGCUCACCGGAGAGUCUAUUCCAGUUGAAAAGAUUGUCGAGAAUUUGGAAAAUGAAGAACUUGGUAUUGGCGACCGAAUCAACAUUGCCUACGGCACCACCACGGUCCAGAAAGGCCGUGGCCGAGGCAUUGUCAUUUCUACUGGAAUGGAGACCGAGGUCGGCAAAAUUGCCGCCUCGACUGCAAAGAAAGAUCGCAAGGCUGGUCGGUCUAUGAAUUAUAAGAAAUAUGGAAAACGACAGCCUAUCAUUGGUUUGACGAGGCGUAUCUAUGAUUUCGUUGGCAAGUUCCUGGGGUUGACCGAAGGAACACCGCUUCAAAUCAAAUUGUCUAAAUUAGCUUACAUGCUCUUUGGCUGUGCCCUGUUGCUUGCUGUUAUCGUCUUCGCUGUCAACGAAUUCCAUGUCCCUAGGGAAGUUGUCAUUUAUGCCAUUAGCACGGGCAUUGCCAUUAUUCCCGAAUCUCUGGUCGCAGUACUUACCAUUACUAUGGUUGUUGCUGUGACGGUCAUGCGGAAAGCCAAUGUCGUUGUUCGAGACUUAUCCGCACUAGAAGCUCUUGGCGGUGUCACUAACAUUUGUUCGGAUAAGACUGGCACCCUAACCCAGGGGGCCAUGAUAGUUCGAAAAGUGUGGAUUCCAUCCAAGACAGUCUAUACAGUAAAGAACUCCAAACACCCCAGCAACCCAACUCAAGGAAAUGUUGUUGUCUCAGAGACUGGCAACGAGCAGGAGCCCGAACAACGGGAUUUCGAUCAGGAGCGUAGCGCUGCAGUCCUCAAGUUUGACGUACCAGAUGAAAAGCUGAACCCUCCUAGGCCGAAGAAGGAGGAUGAGAAAGAAGCUACCAUGAACCCAGAACUAGAGGCCUUCCUCCUAUCUGCGGCGCUUUGCAAUCUUGCUACUGUUAGACAUGAAAUCGAUCCUAAAGAAGGCCGGCCUGAAUGGCAAGUCACUGGCGAGCCCACAGAGAUUGCUUUGCAGGUAUUUGCUCACCGGUUUCAAAAGGGGAAGAAGGCCAAAGAAGCAGAAGGCUGGGAGCAAGUGGCUGAAUUCCCCUUUGACAGCGGUAUCAAGCGCAUGUCUGUCAUCUACAACGGCCUGAACUUGGAGCAUAGCAUGGUAUUCACUAAAGGUGCCGUUGAGCGAGUUCUUGACCUUUGCUCUACUGUCGGUGUUGGGGAUGCCCAGGAGCCCAUGUCUGAUGAGUACAAGGAGCGAAUCCUGGAACAGAUGAAUGGCUUCGCUAGUCAGGGCCAGCGUGUUCUGGCAGUUGCCUCGAGACCUUGGGAUGGAAAGUAUACCAAAAACACUUCAACUGAUAACCCCGAAACUGAUGAUGCUCUCCGUGCCCGUGUCGAAACCGGUCUUACCCUUCUCGGCCUAGCAGGAAUCUACGACCCGCCGCGUAAGGAGACCACACCAGCUAUUGCUGAAUGUUCUUCUGCUGGUAUCAAGGUACACAUGUUGACUGGUGACCACCCUGCAACCGCUGAGGCCAUUGCUAAGGAAGUGGGCAUUAUCCCCAGGAACCUUAGCAUCCUUGGUAAAGACAUUGCCAAUGCAAUCGUAAUGAAGGCAAACGACUUUGAUAAGCUUACGGAAGAUGAGAUCGAUGCUUUGCCAGAGCUGCCGCUCGUUCUUGCUCGCUGCGCCCCGGAUACUAAGACUCGCAUGAUUGAGGCACUUCGUCGCCGGUACGCCUACAUGGCUAUGACCGGCGAUGGCGUUAACGAUGCUCCAUCUUUGUCCCGAGCUGACGUCGGUAUCGCUAUGGGGUCUGGAUCAGACGUGGCUAAAUCCGCGGCCAAGAUCGUGUUGACGGACGACAAGUUUAAUUCCAUCGUCGCCGCUAUCCGCGAGGGCCGCCGCAUGUUUGACAACAUUCAAAAGUUCAUCCUGCAUCUUCUCACCUCCAAUGUCGGCGAAGUCAUCCUCCUGAUCUGUGGUCUCGCCUUCCAAGAUCGAUCAGGGUUUUCGGUAUUCCCCAUCUCUCCCCUGGAAAUCCUCUGGAUCAACAUGUUGACGUCGUCAUUCCCGGCCUUCGGUCUCGGCCGUGAGCAGGCCUCGCGCGAGGUCAUGCGCAAGCCGCCGCACGACCGCAAGCGCGGCGUCUUCACGAACCAGAUCCUGAUCGACAUGCUUGUGUACGGGCUGCUGAUGGGGACACUGUCGCUCAUGACCUUCGUGAUCAUCAUCUACGGGGCCAACGACGGGCAGCUGGGCGUCGACUGCAACCGCGAGUUCUCAGAGGCGUGCAUCCCCGUGUUCCGCGCGCGCGCGACCGUGUUCGCCGAGCUGACCUGGCUCAUCCUCAUCAGCGCCUGGGAGUUCAAGGACAUCCGCCGCUCCAUGUUCCGCCUCAACCCCGACAGCACCUCCAAGUUCCCGCUGUUCCAGGACGUCUACGAGAACAAGUUCCUCUUCUGGGCCGUCGUCCUCGGAGCCGUCAGCGUCUUCCCCGUCGUCUACAUCCCCGUCGUCAACACCAGCGUCUUCAAGCACAUCGGCAUCGGCUGGGAGUGGAGCCUGGCUGUCGCCGCGACGCUCAUCUUUGUCGCCGGCAUGGAGCUCUGGAAGCUGACGAAGCGCCGCUUCAGGCUGCUCGAGGAUGCGGCGGUCGUCCGUGGUGCGUUCUCGCAGGGUAGUGAGGAGGGUGGUCGUAAGUUCCACCACACGUUUAGUUUUAGCAGCUUGAAGAGCUGGAGGAGCACGGGGAGAAGUCAUACUGUUGAUACCCGGGCUAGCACGAGGGAGAAGAAGGAUACUAGCCCUGUAUAA